GGCAUCUUUGUAUGUAGGAGAAGCUACAAAUUGGUAAACACUUAAGAAUCAUGACUAGGAAACACUUGGAAGUUUAUUAGAGAAGUAAAUGUUUUUCCAUUCAAGAACAGGACCUGCCUGUACCUCUGUGGUUCCGGGUAUCGUGUGAAGACCAUUCUAGGUGACUGGCCAAGGGAAGGAAUACCCUACUGAUACUGGAGCCACAGCCGUACUGCCAGUACCAUGUCUACCAUACAAAGAAAGGGCAGCAGCCACCUGUUCAACAGUGUGCACACCUGUAGACUGAAGAUUCCAGAGGACCAGCAACAUCAAGAAAAAUCUGUCAUUGCUCAACCAACAUUUGUUUUUGAAAAGAGAAAACAAACUUUUAAGAGACCUGCAGAAGACACCCUGUAUGAAGCAGCAGAACAUGAAUGUAAUGAUUCUUCAAGAAAGCGUGUUCGGUCUUCAUCUUUUACUUUGCAUACUGCAGAUUCUCAAUCCCCAGGAGCAUCAACCUUGUCCCAGAAGCGACUAAGAUCGUCAUCCUUCACGGAUCUCCCGACCUUCCCCCCUUCUGGGCCAGUGAAGAAAAACAAUGUUUUUAUGACAUCAACUUUUGUGCAAAGGAAUGUUGAUGUGAACAGUGCAGAACAAGGUCCUGUGAAACAUUCUGAACAUGUUCUAAGACCUGCUAUCUUGCAGCCACCUCAAGCUCAAAAGUGUAUAAAAGUAAGAAAAUCAUUUGGACACAAUGUGUUGGAAUCCUGCAAGAGUAGAGAAAAAAACAAAAAUAAGAUUUCUGAGGAGAACUCCUAUUUGCUAAGUGAAAAUUUACCAAGUGCCAGAAUUUCAGUCCAGCUGUCUACUAACCAGAAUUUUUUAGGUCCUACACCAGUAGGAUGUCAACCAAAUGAAGAUAAGUAUUCUUUUAAAAGCUGCAGUUCUGAUUUCGUUUUUGGAGAAAACAUGGUAGAAAGAGUUUUGGGUACUCAAAAACUCACUCAGCCUCAACUUGAAAAUGAUUCAUACAUCAAGGAAAAAACAUUCAAAUUCACUUUAAAAUUUCCUAUCAACUCUCCAAACUCAAGAACAGACUCUCUUAAGAAUAUACCCCUAACUGAAUCAGCUGCUGCUUUCUCUUCUAAACCAUCACCAAAAUGUUUGCUGGAGAAAAUUGAUGUCAUAACCGGGGAGGAGACAGAACACAGUGUGUUAAAGAUCAACUGCAAGCUUUUUAUAUUCAACAAAACAACACAGUCCUGGAUUGAAAGGGGCAGAGGAGCUUUGAGACUGAAUGACACAGCAAGCAGUGAUUGUGGAACAUUCCAGUCAAGACUAAGUAAUACAUGUCCAUUACAGAAGAUGGAAAAUAUGGAUCGACAAGAAGAAAAAAAAAUUAAAUUACUCAUAGGCCUAUCUUCCUGUAGUAGCUAGCU
Physeter macrocephalus (sperm whale) is the source of this 1418-nucleotide messenger RNA. It is a transcript of the gene RANBP3L, whose product is annotated as RAN binding protein 3 like. The record is from RefSeq and is a predicted model, not a curated record. Gene Ontology annotation, biological process: protein export from nucleus. The coding region runs from base 223 to 1416 and encodes 397 amino acids. Gene Ontology annotation, molecular function: GTPase activator activity. Gene Ontology annotation, cellular component: nuclear pore; cytoplasm. The transcript is spliced from 13 exons. NCBI's taxonomy places the organism in Eukaryota, Metazoa, Chordata, Mammalia, Artiodactyla, Physeteridae.